Molecule: messenger RNA, 3331 nt
Organism: Chrysoperla carnea
Lineage: Eukaryota; Metazoa; Arthropoda; Insecta; Neuroptera; Chrysopidae
Product: WD repeat-containing protein 13-like
Exons: 8
Coding region: 61-1434 (457 amino acids)
Cellular component (GO): nucleus
Molecular function (GO): promoter-specific chromatin binding; protein binding
Source: RefSeq, a predicted model, not a curated record
UGAGUAUGUUUAUUAUCAUGUCAGUAUUUUUAGAAAUAAUUUUUAAAAUUUUGUAAAUAAAUGGCUGUAGCGUGGCAACAACAGAUUUUUGCAUUGGACGCUCGUUACAAUGCUCAUAGAGCUCCAAAUCAUGCAAACUUUCGUACACUUUACAUACGUAGGCGUAGUCAACUAUUACGAGAGAAUCGCAAUUUAUCACCUGAACAUUUAAAAAGUUAUUUGAAAAUACGAGGACAAUUGUUGCAAAAACGAUAUGGAUCACCUUUGGAUCAACCUAGUAUAGGUCAUAGCCGUAGCAUGAGCCUUCGAAGUGUUAGUAGGGUUAGUGGUGAUUUUGGUGACGCACGAUUGAAUAUUCAAAAUACAGGAACUGUAAGUGGUCUAGUACCAACAAAACAAGCUGAUGCAUCGCGAGCUAUAGUCGGUGGAAACAGUAUAGCUGAAAAUUAUGCUUUCACUGGAGUUCAUCACAUUUUCGAUCAACAUAAGUCGUCUGUCGUUAUGGUCAAAUUUGCAAAUAAUGAUCGUUCUCGGCUACUUUGUGCAUCAUCGGAUGGAACGCUUUCGAUAUGUGAAGUUGCUGUUGAGAAACCAUACCUUGCAGCCGUACUUCGAGGGCAUACACAACCGGUUACUGGUUGUGAUUGGUCUGCUAGUAAUGAUUUAGUUGCUAGUUGCUCACAAGAUGGUUCUGUUCGUUUAUGGGAUUCUAAAAAUGGCACUUGUUUAAGAUCAAUUCAAGAUAAACUUCUUUGCCCGCUACAAUGUUGUUUAUUUCAACCAACAAAUUGUAACCUUGUUAUUACUGGUAAUAACAAAGGAGAACUGCGAAUUAUAAAUGUAUCUACUGGUCGAGCACCAUUAGGAGGCUAUUGUCGUGUUGGAGGGAGUGUACUUAGUAUAGGUUGUGAUAUAAAUGGUCAAUUAUGGUGGGUUGGUACAAAUAAGGGAGAAAUUAUUUCUAUUACAUGUGAUAUUACUGGUAGGUUACGUAAAGUGCGAAAAUUCCAAAUAGCUGGAAAUAAUUGUUUAAUUACAAGUAUUAGUUGGCGAGCUUGGAUCAGCAGAGAAGCAAGAGAUCCUAGUUUAUUGGUUAAUUGUUCAAACAAUAAACUUGCUUUGUUUAGGGUGAUGGAUAAAGAAGGGAAUCUACAAUUAAAAUGGAGUUUUAAUAAUAAACAAAGCGAUAACAAUAUGAUAAGAUCCACAUUCUGUCCAAUUAUGUCGUUUCGACAAGGUGCCUGUGUAGUUACUGGAAGCGAUGAUGGUCAAGUAUAUUUUGUGGAUAUUGAACGACCUCCAAAUCGUGCAAUCGUAACAGUUUUACAAGGGCAUGCAAACGCUUCCUUUGGUCUUAGUUUUAAUUAUGAUGAAUCUUUAUUAGCCACCAGCGACAAAGAAGGUUUAGUUAUUAUUUGGAGAAGAGCUUCGUAAAUAAUAUAGUAAGAAAAUAUUCUCAUAUUAUAUUAAUUUUUGUUGCUUAUCGAUUAAAUUUCAAAGUAUUUAUAAUGUCAAUAUUGGUUACCGAAUGAAUUAACGCUGUAACCAGUAACCACAUACUAGUUUUGUGUUGAUUGUCAAAGUUAAUUUUCCAUAUUUAAUAAUUAUCUACAGAUUUUAUUUUAUUAAUAUUUAAAAGUCAAUUUAUAUUAUACAAGCACAGCGAAUGAGGAUAUGAUUUCGGUAAUAGAAAGGUUUAAUUUGAAUAAUUCAAGAGUUAUUAAACUGUUUUAUAUUAACUCCCGCUUAAGAGAAAGCGUAUUAACGCUUUGUUAGUUUUUAGUGUCCGACCGAAGGUCGAUUUUUGGCCGAAACCGAUUAAUCGGCUAUAGCCACAACCUUCGACCGAAGCCGAGCCGAAGCCGAAGGUUUAAAAACAUGAUUUUAAAACUUUAAUAUUAAAGUUGAUCUCUAGAAGUUGAUCUAGAGAUUAUGAUCUUUAGAAGUUGAUCUAGAAGUCAAUCUAAAGAUGAUUAAAAAAAUUACCUUGAAAUUUAUUUCAAAAUAAUAACAUUUAGAACAAUUCGUUCAAUUCCGACGUUUGCUAGGAACCUUCGGUCAAAGCUUCGGCUUCGGCCUGAAUUCAGGCCGAAGCCGAAUGUUUGACCGAAGGUGUUUUUUUUGGCCGAAGGUGGCCGAAGCCGAAGCUUCGGUCGGACACUAUUAGUUUUACAUUUUCUAUCCUAAAAGCUAAAAGAAGAAAUGAUUUGGUAAACAUAGAAGACAAAAGACUUUACUAAAAUAAAAAUACAGUGAAACAUGGUUAAGCGAAACAUCAAGGAACCUGCAAAUUUAUCUCACUUAUAGAGGUAUUCUACUAUUCUACUACUCAGUGUCUCAUUUACGGAGGGUUCCAUUAAUAGAGGUCAGAAUACAGGUUAUUUUAGUUAUAAAAAUGCGAUUAUUAAAUAAAAUAACGUAUUAUCAAUACCAUUGCUGCUAGAAAAAAUAUACCGAGCCUUCGCGCAAAAUCUUGUGCCUUUUCUUUAAGCAUCGGUCCGCUUACCGGAACGUUUUUGUUACGAAGUUGCUUGACCCAUGUUAGCAAACAUUGUUCAAGUUCAGGAUAUUCUGAUAAGUACACGUUUUAGUUUUCCUUGUCCUUCAGAACACUGUGAUUGAAUUUUAUCUUUAUUCUGAAUUAUUCUACAAAGAGUAUAGAUUUUGGCACACAGACUUCAUUGCGUGUCUUCCCACUUUCAUAAACGGAUAUUAACUUCAGUUUUUCACAUACUGAUAACGAUUUGAGCCUUCGUUUCAGCAUUUUUCAAAUCAAAAUCCGUAUGAUAGUAAAGUAAAACUAAAACUGAAGGUCUUUAAGGAUCAAAAAAGUUAAGUGCUGAAUUUGCGGGUAGAAUAAGAAUAAGUAAACAAGCAAAACGGUGUUAUCUCAGUCCUCAGUUACAGAGGUUAAUGCAUAUAAAAUUCUCUCGCUGUUUCAGUUGUAGAGGUAAAUAUGACGAUAAAAUCAAAACAAAUCCCAGAUAUAGAGGUUUGCUUCGUCCCACUAACAUAGGAAUUCAUUGCCAAAGUAUUGAGACCUCAGUAUGUGUUUCAGUUAUGGAAGUUUCUCAUUUAUCCAGGUCCCACUUAACCAAGUUCCACUGUAUUUAUUAUAAAAAAAUAGAAAUAUGUAGAAUAUAAAUUUUAUUACAAUUUUUAAGCAUGGACAUAGGGAAUAGUAGCUUUCUAAAGGGAAAACAAUAAAUUUGGAAUUUCUCUGUUAUUAUUAAAAAACAGGAAUACUUAUCGUUAAGUUUUAUAAUCAAAUUCUUACAAACUCCUACUAUCAAAUUUUUUCUGGAAGUAAUGAAUAAAAAAAAAAGACAAA